AAAUACACAGAGGCGAGUGACACAUAUAUGCAGCCUCGAAGGCAGGCAACACUGGCUGCUCAUACAUCUUCAGAAACACCCCAAGCAGGCUGUCACACUGUGACAUCCACCGCUUCAUCCUGUUGGACUCCCUCACUGCCUUGGAGCACACACAUUGAGGCUGGUAGGAAGGCCCUCUUCUGGACCAGGAGCCUGAACUUGGUCAGCAAGGUAUUGGUUUUCGCUUUGCCUCAUACAUCGAUAAUUACAUGGUGCUGCAGAAGGAGCCUUCAGGGGCAGUGAUCUGGGGCUUUGGUACACCUGGAGCCACAGUGACAGUGACCUUGUGCCAAGGUCAGGAAACCAUCAUGAAGAAAGUGACCAGUGUGAAAGCACCCUCCAGCACCUGGAUGGUGGUACUGGAUCCCAUGAAGCCUGGAGGACCUUUUGAAGUAACGGCACAACAGGCCUUGGGAACAAGCAAUGUCACCCUGAGGGUUCACGAUGUCUUAUUUGGAGAUGUCUGGCUGUGCAGUGGGCAGAGUAACAUGCAGAUGACUGUGUUACAGAUUUUUAACGCCUCGAAGGAGUUGUCUGACACUGCUGCCUACCAGUCUGUGCGCAUCUUCUCCGUCUCCCUCAACCAGGCAGAAGAGGAGCUGGAGGACCUUGGUGAGGUUGACCUGUCAUGGUCCAAGCCCACUGCAGGAAACUUGGGCCAUGGAGAUUUCACUUACAUGUCAGCAGUGUGCUGGCUCUUUGGCCGUUACCUGUAUGAUACUCUGCAGUAUCCUAUUGGGCUGGUCUCGUCCAGUUGGGGUGGGACACCCAUUGAAGUCUGGUCAUCUAGAAGGUCACUGGAAGCCUGUGGAGUCCCUAAUACAAGGAAUGAAAGAAUUCUUCAGCCCAAGAUAAAGCCCAUGAGGAACGAGUGUAAGAGUGAGGGGUCCUUGUGUCCUUUGGGGAGGUUUGUUCCACCUUAUUUUGUGGCUGGACCCGUAAAGCACUCUGUCCUCUGGAAUGCCAUGAUCCAUCCACUGCAGAACAUGACUUUGAAAGGGGUGGUGUGGUACCAGGGGGAGGCCAAUGCAAAUUAUAACAGAGACCUGUAUUCGUGCAUGUUCCCUGCGCUCAUUGAAGACUGGCGUCAGAACUUCCACUCCGGCUCCCAGGGGCAGACGGAGCGUUUCUUCCCAUUUGGAUUUGUCCAGCUGUCUUCGUACACGUUGAUGAAGACGUCAGAUGAUGGGUUUCCUGAGAUCCGCUGGCAUCAGACAGCAGACUUUGGCACUGUCCCCAACCUGAGGAUGCCCAAUACUUUCAUGGCUGUUGCUAUGGAUCUCUGUGACAGGGACUCCCCUUUCGGCAGCAUCCACCCUCGAGAUAAACAGACUGUGGCCUAUCGACUGCACUUGGGGGCUCGAGCUGUGGCUUAUGGUGAGAAAAAUUUGACCUUUCAAGGACCACUACCUAAGAAGAUAGAACUCUUGGAUCACAAUGGGCUGCUCAACCUCACAUAUGACCAGGAAAUCCAGGUGCAGAGGCAAGAUAACAAGACAUUUGAGAUCUCCUGCUGCAGUGACAAUCAGUGCAAAUGGCUUCCAGCUCCCGUGAACACUUCCUCCACCAAGACCCUGAUCUUGGAUAUCAAUGCUUGUCUUGGCACCGUGGCUGCUGUUCGCUAUGCCUGGGCCACAUGGCCCUGUGAAUAUAAGCAAUGUGCCAUUUACCACCCUAGCAGCACCUUGCCAGCUCCUCCCUUCACUGCUCUUGUUACACACCAGGUUCCUGGACGUAGGGCAGGGGUGUCCAAGGACAUUUGGAGUAGUGCCAGGUCUUAUAUACAAGGGCCAGUCCUUUAGAUUUGGGCAUUUAGGAGUUUAAAUGAUGACAGCUAUUGCUUUUAAGAGCAAUUUCUAGAAGCCUCAUUGAAUAGCUCCCAGCCAGCAUAUGGCUGUUCCUGUCUUCUGAGAUGAGUACUGGCUAACACACUUGAAACGCUCAUCUUUGUCUCUAGUUACUCAAGCCUCUGUGCUGACUCUUAACUGGAACGCUUGGUCUUACUACCGUCCACUUCCCUGGUAUAAAGACUGAAAUGCCCUAUUUCUGCCCUUUCAUCCAAAACUGUGAACUCUCAGGCCUGCACGAGAUUUAAAGGCUGCAGAGGCAGGUGCUUCCUGUGUUCUUUACAAAAACAAACAAACCCCUGGAAAUGGCUAUGGAAUGCUAAGAAGUUUCCAUCUGGGGAGCAGAAAUCUUCCUCUCGUCAAACGUUACUACCCAGGACAAAUAUUUCAGGUAAAUUAGACAUACCAUGUAUUUGUACCUGUUAAGCUCCCCAAAAAUAUCCGUUUUCAGCCCAAAGAUUCUAACAUGAAUCUUUGAGACAUGUCAGUCCUAUGUUUAAGCAUACUGACAGGUGCUGAGGACUGGCCUUAAGGAAUAAAGAGAGAAGGCCCAAAGGGUGGAGAAAUCACAGGCAUAGGGACACGUGAAAGUAAUUGUACUUGGGGCAAAGAGGUCCUUAAAAAUAAGUCUCAGGUCCCUGAGAGGUAGAAUUCAACUAAGGCUAAUCCCCACUGAAGAAAGAAUUUGGCAGAAAGGAGAGCUAUGCGAUAAGCUUAUAGAACAAGUGCAGGCAAGGCAGAGGUGACAAUGCCAUUUACCACUUGAAAGACAGCUGACAGCUCUGUUAUAAGCUGGAAAUAAGCCAAGUGUGGUGUGCACACCUUUAAUCUCAGCACUUGGGAUAUGGGAGAUGUCUGAGUUCAAGGCCAGUUGGUCUACAGAGUGAGUUCCAGCCAGAAUUAUCUAGAGAAGCACUGUCUUGAUCACCCACCUCCCCCCAAAAGAAACUGGAAAUAAAAGUAUUAUAAUUAGUGAUGUGUUUAUAUGUAGAGUCAAAUUGUUAGAGACAGAUUUAUAAAAUAUCCUUGAAGCAUGGGAAAGGAGUACAAGUGUCACCUGCACUUAGCUUUUUUGUUCUUUGUGAGAAAUGGGAACUGAAGCAGUGAGCAUUUCUCGUCAUUCUGUGGGGCUCCGGUGCCAUUAGAAGUAGCAAGAAAGCUGUUGUGUUAGGAGUUUAUUUGGUUAAAACAAACAAAAAAAACCCCAAACUAUACAUUCUGCAAGGACCCUUGACUUGUGUGGAUUUCUAGCCUGCAUUUAACUCCUAAUGCCCAUACUGUGACCUCUCUGUAUCUGGCCAUAUGAGAACAUAAUCCAAGUAACCACCAGUUCCCAAGAAAAAGUCAAAUCUACCUGCCUGUCCCUCCACCAAACCCUGGUGUUAAUUUCACCAAAUGAGAGUAAGGACCAUUACUCAAAUUCUUUGGUCAAAUUAUGCAAGCUUUAUUUUCUAUCAGACAGGGCUGUUGUUUUUGCUCUUUUGGGAGGCCCACCAUCCAGCUUCCAAAUAAAUCACACACGGAGGCUUAUUCUUACAUAUAAAUGCCCAGCUUUAGCUUGGCUUGUUUCUUGCCAGCUUUUCUUAACCUAAAUUAUCUCAUCUACCUUUUGCCUCUGGGCUUUUACUUUUCUCUAUUUUUGUGCCUUUGUUUCUUUCUUACUGUGUUGCUGGUUGUGUAGCUGGGGACUGGCCCUUUGCGUCCUCUCCUCCUCUCUUGCUCUUUCUUCUCUUUUCUUCCCCAGAUAUCUCUUAUAUUUAUUCUUUCUGCCUGCCAGCCCCAUCUAUCCUUUCUCCUGCCUUGCCAUCGGCUAUUUAGCUCUUUAUUAGACCAUCAGACCAUCUGUCUGUUCUAGACAGACAAAGCAACACAACUUCACAGAGUACAACAAAUGCAACAUAAACAAAAGUAGCACACCUUAAAACAAUAUUUGACAACACAGGGCUAUCUCCCUAAAUCAGGGUUUGAGAAAAUAGCAUCGAACACGGGAGAUGGAAGGGUUUAUAUAGUCCAAAAAACCUGCAAGACUAGGGGAUUUUCAAGGAUUGGUGGAUUCCUAGAGGAAUUUUGGUUACAUAGGAAUUUAGCUGAACAUUUCAAAAAUUCUGGCAGAACAUCUUUAUUAGGGUGCAUUCAAGUUCUGAAUCAAACUCCAUAGGGUGGGGAGCACAUCACAUUCCAGAAACAGGUGAAAACACGGCCAAGCUUGAAUUUUGCAGCCAACAGAAAUGAACUUAUUCUGACCUUAUAAUAAAAUGGCUUCCAUACUUAAAGUGAAGUUAGGGUGGUUCAUCACUGCCACACAUGGCCAUGUUGUUCUAAUGUGGAGGCUGCUAGAGGUAGCCAAGAACCCCAAGCCCAAGGUCCUUUAACACCCAGUAAUUGGUACAUACAGUACAAACUUUGUUUAGGUAAUGCAUGCGGUAAUGAAAUCAUGUAUGAAUCAGAUUUUUAGUGUUUGAAAGUUUAAAACAUUGUGUGGGGAUUGUGUAUUUCCCCAAAUGGAAAUACUUUUUAACUGUUUGAAAAUUAAUCACUGGCUAGAAAAUUGGGUUAAAGGAGAAUGUCAGUAAAAAAUAGCCCCUAAUAAUCACUCAAGGAGAAACACUGCUCUGCUGACUUUGCCCUGGCUUGUAUUGUAUUUCAUAUGAUACAUAUGAAAUAUAUAUAAAAUACAUACACACACACACACACACACACACACACACACACACACACACACACACACACACAUAUAUAUAUGGGAUGUGAACUUAUUUAAAUUAUUUUACUUUGGAAAGUUGUAGCUGUUGACUCAAGUUUUUUUUAAUUUUUUUUUUUUCCAAGACAAGGUCUCAUUAUAUAGCUCUGGCUAUCCUGGAACUAUGUAAACCAGGCUGUCCUUGAACUCAAGAGAUCUACCUACCUCUACCUCUUAAGUGCUGGGAUUAAAGGCACAGGCCACUACAUCCAGCAACUCCUUAAAUUUAUGCAGUUAGUGGAUUAAGGUUUGUAGUUCAAAAGUUGUGAACUUGUGCUAAUCCACCGAAUUAUAAAAUAUGUCUUUUGAGACAGGAUCUCACUUCUAGUCUUUGAACUCAGAAAUCUGCCUGCCUUUCCUUGUUGGGAUUAAAGGUGUGCACCACCAUGCUUGGCUUAAUGAAACUUUGUCUUUAUUCAGGUUGUAAUCCAAUGAGCUGCUAUUUUUAGAUGGUAAAAGGAGCAUGCUCUAGUAACUUGACAAAAAGCAGGACCAGUGUUAUUCAUGUUCUCUCCUCUUUGUCUCGUAGAUAGGAAGCGAUGAACUUAGGCCCAAGUAAUGUGGUGCACUGAUCCAGAAGCAGGCGACACAGAAAGGCACCCCUCCCCUGACUUUAACGCUAUUAUGUAGAGUCCAAAAAGUCCAAUUGUGUAGAAUACAGUCAUGAAAUGACAGUGAGCCAACUAAUCCUUAGGUCGUAUCUGAACUUGUGUUCACAUUGGGUACAAGAUAUUCUUUAGUAAGGAAUUGAGUUAGAGAGGACUUUAUCCCCUCAAAAGAUGUGCAAAAUUCAACCAAAAAGAUGAACAAAUAUAUGAGUUCCCAGUUUGGAGAUAAGCAGAGAACUUGUUCUACUGAUAAUGACAAGAAAAUAAAGCUGGGGCCUGGGUUAUAGGGGCUGGUGACCCAGUAUUCCUAACAAGAUUAGAAUUUAGUGAAUCAAGCUGUUAGAAUCUCUGUUUACCUCAUGCAUCAGCAGGGGCCAUGAACUCACUUUGUUAAUCGAAUCCCUCCCUGACGUUAUAGUUACAGCCUUAGGGAGGAGAUUAGGUCAAAAUGGCUCUGCACAGAACUAGUCCCCUAUAAAAGGGACCUGGCGACUCCCUUCCACAUGCAGUCAUAGCAAGGCAGCUAGCUAAGAACCAGGGGGCAAGCUAUCACCAGGGGGCAAGCUAUCACCAGGGGCAAUAUAUCACCAGGCAUCUUGAACUUUGACUUCCCACGUUCCCAAACUGUGAGAAAUAAAUUUGUUGUUUACAAGCUA
Peromyscus californicus insignis is the source of this 5890-nucleotide messenger RNA. RefSeq names its product sialic acid acetylesterase (gene Siae). The transcript has 10 exons. Bases 249 to 1841 code for a protein of 530 amino acids. The record is from RefSeq and is a predicted model, not a curated record. Lineage: Eukaryota; Metazoa; Chordata; Mammalia; Rodentia; Cricetidae. Gene Ontology annotation, biological process: carbohydrate metabolic process. Gene Ontology annotation, molecular function: sialate O-acetylesterase activity.